Columba livia (rock pigeon) is the source of this 1409-nucleotide messenger RNA. RefSeq names its product solute carrier family 35 member B1 (gene SLC35B1). Gene Ontology annotation, biological process: UDP-galactose transmembrane transport. Gene Ontology annotation, cellular component: Golgi membrane; endoplasmic reticulum membrane. Bases 39 to 1112 code for a protein of 357 amino acids. The transcript is spliced from 9 exons. The record is from RefSeq and is a predicted model, not a curated record. Lineage: Eukaryota; Metazoa; Chordata; Aves; Columbiformes; Columbidae. Gene Ontology annotation, molecular function: UDP-galactose transmembrane transporter activity; UDP-glucose transmembrane transporter activity.
GGCGGGCCCUGGCGGGCGGGCGGGCGCAGGCUGCGCGUAUGAAGCAGCCCGCUCCGCCGGCCGCGCUGCCCCAUGCGGUGCUGGAGCUGCCGGAGCCCCCGGAGCCCCCGGCGCUGAGCGGCCGCGGCGCCGCCGCCAUGGGAGCGAGCGCGGGGGGCGCCGCGCUGCCCGAGCGCCUCCGCCUGCCCGUCUGCUUCCUGGGCGUGUUCUUCUGCUACUUCUACUACGGCAUCCUGCAGGAGAGCAUCACCCGCGGCCGCUACGGGGACGGCGCGCAGCAGGAGCGCUUCACGUUCGCGCUGACGCUCGUGUUCAUCCAGUGCGUGAUCAACGCCGCGUUCGCCAAGAUCCUGAUCCGCGUGUUCGACUCGGGCCGGGGGGAUCGCACCCGCCGCUGGCUCUAUGCCGCCUGCUCGCUCUCCUACCUGGGCGCCAUGGUUUCCAGUAACUCGGCUCUGCAGUUCGUCAGCUACCCGACACAGGUCCUAGGGAAAUCCUGCAAGCCCAUCCCAGUCAUGCUCUUGGGAGUGACACUGCUGCGGAAGAAGUAUCCGCCGGCCAAGUACCUCUGCGUGCUCUUGAUCGUGGCCGGCGUGGCCCUGUUCCUGUACAAGCCCAAAAAAGGGGCUGGGAGCGAGGACCACGUCUUUGGCUAUGGAGAACUGCUCCUGCUGCUGUCCCUGACGCUGGACGGGCUGACCGGCGUGUCACAGGAUCACAUGAGAGCUCACUACCAGACAGGCUCCAACCACAUGAUGCUGAACGUUAAUCUCUGGUCCACCCUGUUCCUGGGCGCUGGGAUCCUGUUCACCGGAGAGCUCUGGGAGUUCCUGCGCUUCACGGAACGUCACCCCGGCGUCAUCUCCAACAUCCUGCUGUUCGGCCUGACGAGUGCGCUGGGGCAGAGUUUUAUUUUCAUGACUGUGGUGUACUUCGGACCUCUGACCUGUUCCAUCAUCACCACAACCCGCAAGUUCUUCACCAUUUUAGCGUCCGUCAUCCUGUUUGCCAACCCCAUCAGUCCGAUGCAGUGGGUGGGGACAGUCCUGGUGUUCCUGGGCCUGGGACUCGAUGCCAAAUUUGGAAAGGGAGUAAAGAAGACUUCACAUUGAGGAAAUGGCUGAUCUCUGCAGUUGGAAUGAACUUUUAAUUUAUUGUCUUGUACCUCAAAAUCUGAUAUGAAACUGGACUCAGGAUAGGUAAUCAGAAGAGGAGUGUUUGGAUUAUUUUUUUGUUUUAGUUUUUUAUUCAAAAUUGUCUUAAAAGUGUAAUACUUUAGUUCUAACUGUAAUUAAGCUUCUUUUUCUGUAAUCAAAGCUGCGUUACUAGAUCCCAGCAGCAGGAUGGAAUUCUUGCCUUAACAGGAAAAAAACCUUCAUAUCUUUAUUAAAGAAAAAGUGACACACCGA